CACCACUCCUCCACGAGAGUAGUAGUAAUGAUGACCUGAAUACACCAUCAUCACCGCCGCUGCCGCCGCCGCCGCCGCCGCGGGGCGCCCGGCACGAGGAGCCGCAAAAUGGCCAUGCGGCCGCCGCUCAGAAGGCCAAAAAGCAAGGAGGGGACAAGAGCAAGAACGAGAGUAAGAAUAAGGACAACACGGCCGCAAAUGCAAGGCAGCAGAAGCCGCAGCAUCAGCAUCAAGCAGCAGACCAGCCUCAGCCGCAGGGGGACUUUGCCUUUAUGCCCCUGCGCACGCGCAAGGAGCUCACGCUGAAGUGCAUCCCGAUGCAGUGCGCCGCCACGGCGGCCGCGCUCAGGGACGGCGUGUUUUACGCGCAGGUCGUUUUCUGAUAUGUUGUUUUUCUUUUGUGACAGCGGAUUAGAUGAAGAGCAGACCCGCUUUGCUGUUUGUUUUUUCUCCUUUGAGUGUUCCCCGUUUUCUUUAUUCGGAUUCAGCCAGAUCAAGCGAGCACGGGCGAAAUGGAUGGACUCUCUUAGGAAGUGCGGGGGCCAGGGGAAUCAAGGGCCAACUGGGCAGAGAGAGAGAAAGAGAGAGAGAGAGAGAUAAGGGAAAGUCAGAGAAAGACAAAGAGCCGCAGAGAAGAGCAGAGACAGAGAAGUACGUGGGGAAUGCAAACACACUUGCCCCCGGCAGAUACACAAGAGAAGAUGUCGAGCUGAACGGGAGACUGUUGCAUGUUGACCGAAUAUGAUGUACCCUUCCAUGAGUUCCAUUCAUCUAGACCAGGCAAAGUAGAAGCAAAAAAGGCCAAUGGCUGUCUACCCUCGGACGAGUGCCUGCUUCUUUUCUCUGCGGACGGCGGCCACGAGUGUGUACGGGACGAUGACGGUGGAGAGGCUGCCUGAUGUACCUGGCGAUGUUGUUGGGGGGGAAGGCCGACGCCCGCCCAUCAGCCUCGAGCUGCGCAGAGAGCUAGAGAUCGACGAACUUCAUGGUGGUCGACAUGGCCUGCCUGAUCCGCUUGUAAGAGGUGCAGUCCGGCUCC
Messenger RNA from Microdochium trichocladiopsis, 1039 nucleotides. RefSeq lists its product as uncharacterized. The record is from RefSeq and is a predicted model, not a curated record. The transcript has a single exon. The coding region runs from base 416 to 745 and encodes 109 amino acids. NCBI's taxonomy places the organism in Eukaryota, Fungi, Ascomycota, Sordariomycetes, Xylariales, Microdochiaceae.